Elgaria multicarinata webbii is the source of this 1254-nucleotide messenger RNA. It is a transcript of the gene TIRAP, whose product is annotated as TIR domain containing adaptor protein. The transcript has 4 exons. Gene Ontology annotation, biological process: canonical NF-kappaB signal transduction; regulation of stress-activated MAPK cascade; positive regulation of tumor necrosis factor production. NCBI's taxonomy places the organism in Eukaryota, Metazoa, Chordata, Lepidosauria, Squamata, Anguidae. The coding region runs from base 433 to 1074 and encodes 213 amino acids. The record is from RefSeq and is a predicted model, not a curated record. Gene Ontology annotation, molecular function: Toll-like receptor 2 binding; Toll-like receptor 4 binding. Gene Ontology annotation, cellular component: cytoplasm; plasma membrane.
GACCUGAAUGGGGAACAAACGCGGAUCAUAGGGGGAGGAACCGGUUUGCAUUUGAAACCCGGGAAUGUGAAUAAAUGUGCUUUGAAGAAAGAGAGAAAGAAAAGCGGAGGGAGGAGGGUUUCUCGCAGGAAAGGCACGCGAGGUGUGUUGCGUUCAUACCACGCAGACGAAGAGGGAAGUAGAAACAGCCGAGUUCCUUCCCAAGCAGAAACGAGCGCGCCUUCGCUGCCUCGGUAAAUUGCACCCAAAUCCGAAUCGGUUUCCAGCCAUCGCGACAGAAUAAAGGUAGGUUAAGUUAUACCCUCAAAGUUGGCCCAGGUUAGAUUCCAGUGUAGAGGAGGAACAGAACAACUUUAUCAAGCCUUUUCUCCGCCUUGCAAGCUGCAAAGAAAGAUAGAUGUGGAUAAUUCUCAGUUGAGACUUGCUCCUGAUAUGUCAGGCUGGUUCAAAGCGUUACUGCAGAAGCCUAGGAAAAGUACAAAUUCCCCCAGUAGACCGUCGUACAGUGAUUCUAAAUAUUCGUCGCCCUCCCCUCCUGCGGUGAGCAGCUCUUGCUCUUCGACAAGCAGCUUGACGGACCGGCCCUCUGCCUCCCAGGUAAGCGUGAGCAAUUCCGAUGAGAGAGAGCGCUGGAGCAAGCCGUACGACGUCUGCAUCUGCCACAACGAGGGCGACCUUGGGUUCGUGGAGGAGCUGGUCUCCUACCUGGAGAGCCAGCCCGAACGCUUCCGCUGCUUCCUUCAGCCACGGGAUGCUCUUGUAGGGGGUGCCAUUGUGACGGAGCUGUGUGACGCCGUCCAGAACAGCCACUGCUGGGUGCUGCUAAUCACCCCCAACUUCCUCACGGAUCCCUGGUGCCGUUACCAAAUGCACCACGCCUUGACUGAGGCGCCCAUGGCGAAUGGGCGCACCAUCCCUGUGCUGAAGGACAUGGACCGCAGAGACUACCCGAGGGAGCUCCGUUGCAUCUAUUAUAUCAGUGUUGUGCUCCAAGAGACAAGCUUCAAACAGAUCAAGGAGACAGUGUUGCGCUAUCUACAGAACCUCUGUGAAAAGCCAAGCAGAAGAGACUAACUGGAGUCUGGCUGGAGAAAUAUAUAUAUACACGCUCAAAGUAAAGACUUGAUCAAAGGAAUGUCUCGGCGAGGGUUGAUUUGCUGAAGAAGUCUUCAUGGUGUUUUCUCUUCACCCGAGCUGACCCGUCUCUCCAUUCCACACUGUGUUGUGUUAAAGUUCCAAUAACUCUAAAAGAAA